GUGAUAAUUUCAGCGGUCAGUCGAUCGAUUCUAUUCGUCUUUACUCUCUUAUCACUAGUACAAUUUUCAUAAGCCCGUGAUAUUUUACGUAGUAAAAAUCCUGAAGAAGCAUAAUUGGUUGAACUAACGCCGGUAAAAUGGCUAUUUGGAGUUCACUAAAAUUGGGAUCGGUGAUCACCAAAUUCACGAAGAAAACCGACGUAUUAAAAUCAUCUGCUCUUAUACCGUCUCGUGACAUGAGUGGUCAUCAUCUAAUGAGUAUUAAGGAAACUCGCUGGCAAUGGACAAAGUUCAAAGAUUUAAUUCAUUAUUAUGUUUUGGUUGGCGUUAUUCCUUUAACAUUACUUAUCACUGGUGUUAAUGUUUUUAUUGGACCAGCUAAAUUGGCUCCGAUUCCUGAAGGUUAUAGACCUGCACAUUGGGAAUACUAUCGGCAUCCAAUCACUCGGUGGAUGGCACGUUAUAUUUAUCCCAGUCCACAACAGCAGUAUGAAAAGUAUCUACACACAUUAUAUGAAGAAGAUGAAAAAUUUAAAGUCAGAAUGGUAGCCAACAAAAUUAAUGAAAUGAUGAAGGAUAGAUCAGACUAUAAAUCAUUUUAUUAUAGACCUAUCUCUGCUAACCAUCACAGAAUUAGCAAAGAAGCUAUGGAUCGUCAAGAAUCUGAAGGUUUUAACUAAUUAUGUACAUUCAAAUAAUUAAAUUAGAAAUAGUUGAUUGUAUAGUAGGUACUAAAGACAUAAUAA
This is a messenger RNA of Melanaphis sacchari, 746 nucleotides long. RefSeq names its product NADH dehydrogenase [ubiquinone] 1 beta subcomplex subunit 5, mitochondrial (gene ND-SGDH). Bases 138 to 680 code for a protein of 180 amino acids. The transcript has 5 exons. The record is from RefSeq and is a predicted model, not a curated record. Lineage: Eukaryota; Metazoa; Arthropoda; Insecta; Hemiptera; Aphididae.